Macaca mulatta (Rhesus monkey) is the source of this 1702-nucleotide messenger RNA. It is a transcript of the gene MAGEB17, whose product is annotated as MAGE family member B17. NCBI's taxonomy places the organism in Eukaryota, Metazoa, Chordata, Mammalia, Primates, Cercopithecidae. Gene Ontology annotation, biological process: negative regulation of transcription by RNA polymerase II. Gene Ontology annotation, cellular component: nucleus. The record is from RefSeq and is a predicted model, not a curated record.
CCACCUCCUGCACCCUCUUGCCUGCUGCCCCUGAGCACAGUCAUCAUGCCUCGCGGUCAGGAGAGUAAGCGCCGUGCCCGUGAAAAACGCCGCCAGGCUCGAGGUGAAGACCGAUGUCUCAGGGGUGCUCAAGCCACCGCAGCAGAGAAGGAAAAGCUGCCAUCCUCCUCCUCGCCUGCAUGCCAGAGUGCUCCCCAGAGCUUCCCCGCUGCGGGCAUUCCUCAGGAGUCCCAGAGAGCCAGCUACCCCAGCUCUCCUGCUGCAGCUGUGUCACUCACAAGUUCUGAGGAAGGUGCCAAGGGCCAAAAGGGGGAAAGUCCCAACUCCUUCCAAGGCCCGUCCUCCUCUGAGAGCACAGGAAGAGAUCUUCUGAACAGGAAGACGGGCGAAUUGGUGCAGUUCCUGCUCAACAAGUAUAUAAGGAAAGAGCCCAUUACGAGGGAAGCCAUGCUGAAGGUUAUCAACAGAACAUACAAGCAGCACUUCCCUGAGAUCCUCCGGAGAAGCGCUGAGAACGUAGAGGUGGUCUUUGGCCUCUACCUGAAGGAAAUGGACCCCAGCCGUCAGUCCUAUGUGCUUGUCAGCAAGCUGGACUUUCCCGAUCAAGGAAGCUUGGGCGAUGAUGGGGGUUUUCCCCGGAGCGGGCUCCUGAUGGUUCUCCUGAGCACCAUCUUCAUGCAUGGCAACCGUGCCACUGAGGAAGAGAUGUGGGAAUGCCUGAAUGCAUUGGGGAUGUAUAAGGGUAGGAAGCACUUCAUCUAUGGGGAGCCCCAGGAGCUUCUCACCAAAGAUUUGGUGCGAGAGGGGUACCUGGAGUACCGGCAGGUGCCCAGCAGUGAUCCUCCACGCUGUGAGUUCCUGUGGGGUCCCAGGGCCCAUGCUGAAACCAGCAAAAUGAAAGUCCUGGAGUUUGUGGCCAAGCUCAAUGAUACCGUUGCCAGUACCUACAAGUCCCAGUAUGAGGAGGCUCUGAGAGAGGAGGAAGAACAAGCCAGAGCCAGAGCAGCAGCCAGGGCUAGCGCCAGGGCCAGGGUUAGCAGGUCCUCUCAGCCGUAGUGAAGUCUCAGGCAAUCCUCACUAAGAGAUUGAAAAGGGCUGUCCACCAUCUCAGUAUUUGGGGGUGAGGUGGGGCUAGAGGGAGCCCAAGACAUGUGUCCUUCUCGUGUUCUGGUUAUUUGCAAGCCACUUGUAGAUUCCCUCUUUUUCUUCUAUGUCUACCGUGUGUUCCUUUGAAAGAGAUUGACUUUGAUUCAGAAUCUAAAUUCAUGAAUUAGGUGCCUCACAAAAUUAUUGCUGUUUAUCACAUUGAAGAGUGAUGUUCUUGUAUUUUGUAAAAUGAAUUGGAAAUUUUUACUUAUUAGAUUGUGAUCUAGUGCAAGAAGAAAUAGCAAUGGAAUAGGGAUUGGCUUUAAACUGUGAAACAACCAAACGCUGCAUCAGUUGGGAUUAGAAGAUGGUGGGAAAAAAGUGUCACUUGAUUGGCAACCUUUGACAUUUAAAAAUCUUAUUUCUUUAAGUCUUUUGUUGUGAUCAAAUAAAAAGCUAUAUACUCACAGUUGCUAUGUGUAUUCAAGAAUGUUGGAGAAAUUAAAUCAUCAUAAAGGAGAACACUUGUUCACUGGCUCUUUUGUUCCUUGUGCUAGGCAGUUCUUGUGUUGCUCUAAAGCAUACCUGAGACUGGGUAAUUUCUAAAGAAAAGAGG